UGAAAUGUUUUGGGCCAUUGGCCUUGUUCCACGAGCGAUUGGCGGCAGGGACGCACACAGUCACAGGAAAUCAUCUCGACAGGGUUCUUGCCCGAGUUGCUCCGCCAUCUCAACAUGCCAUCUAGCAACCCCCGCGCUCACGAGAGGGCUAACCGCAUGCCUGCGCCUGCAGAGAGCACUCCCAAAACCUUCGAUCGCAUCGACGACGAAGACGAGCCGAUGCCUGAUGCCGCCGAGCAGGAGGAGGAACCGCGGCAGGAAGUAGACGAGGAGGCGGGGAAGGAAGAAGAGUCGGCCGCCGAGGAGGAAGCGCCAGAGGAAGACGAGGAGUCCGCCAAGUCUCCUACACCACCGCCCGAACCCGUUGUCCGCCGCCGGCGGCUGGGGCGACCCCCCAAGAACCGGCCUCCAGACUGGGAUACGUUGCCAAUCGAGCCGCCCAAUCCCGAUGCUACACCACGCCGCCGUGGUCGGGGUGGCUGGCGUGGACGAGGUGGCCGGAAAGGCCAGCAUUACCAGCCGACGCAGCAGUCGAUCGACAAGGAUGGCACCGUGCUGAACAUUGUGAACGACGAGGUGGACCUCCCGGAGGAUCCCGAGGGUGAGAAGAAGGUCGACAAGCUGGGCAAUCUCCAGGGCGGGCGCCAGUAUCGAUGCCGGACCUUCACCGUGGCCGGCCGCGGUGACCGUCUCUACAUGCUGUCCACCGAGCCCGCCCGGUGUGUCGGCUUCCGCGACUCGUACCUCUUCUUCACCAAGCACAAGAAACUCUACAAGAUCAUCGUCAACGACGAGGAGAAACGCGACAUGAUCGAGCGCGACAUCAUUCCGCACAGCUACAAGGGUCGAUCUAUAGGGAUAGUCACGGCCCGGUCCGUCUUCCGCGAGUUUGGCGCCCUCAUCAUUGUCGGGGGACGCCGCAUCAUCGACGACUACGAAGUCGCCAAGGCGCGGGCCGAGGGUGUUGUCGAGGGCGAGCUGGCCGACCCGACCGAUGUCUACGACCCCGACAAGCCCUACAACAAGAACCAAUACGUCGCCUGGCACGGCGCCAGCGCCGUGUAUCAUUCAGGUGGCCCGUCUGUGCCGCAGCAGAACGUCAAGGCCGACACGAAGAAGCGCCGCGUGGCCGUCAACGACGUCAACUGGCAGCUCGAGCACGCCCGCGAGGCCAGCCACUUCAACAGCAUGCUCUCCGCCGUCCGCCGCGCCAACCUCAACGGCGUCUACGACAUCCACACCAACCUGAUGCACUACCCGCGCAUCAUGCAGCCGACGCACGCGCGGAUCGAGCCCAUCGCGCCGGGCGAGGGCGACGCCGAUGCCCGCCAGUCGUCGUCAUCAUCACCAUCACCAUCCUCCUCCUCCACCAAAUUCCCGCCCCUCCCGCCGUCGAUCGCGCGCAACUUCCUCGUCAUGGACACACACCUCGAGACGCCGCCGGCCGGCGUGGCGCCCGCCGCCUACGACGUGCCCUUCCGCACAUCGCCCGCCGACCGCGACGCCUCGGCCGCCGCCGACUUCCUCGCCCCGUUCCGCGGCCUGCGCGCCGUGCCCGACGACGUGCGCGCCCUGCUGCCCGAGGCGUGCCGCGCCGCCUUCGACGCCGCGCGCGCGAGAGAGGACCGCUGGUUCGAGCGCUGGGGCGACGAGGCGCGCUUCGCGGCGCGCAAGCCGCCUGUCAUCGAUAAGGCGAUUGUGCCUUAUUCGAUGAUGAUUCCAUGAUUUCUUGGUCUUUUUUCGUUUAUUCUUCUGAGGAAGCGAUGGUGGGUUGUUGACCUGGCUCCUGGCUUAAUCCGAUUUUGUCUGCUGUUUUUCACCCUCUCUUUACGGCUUACUGUUUCUCAGCAGCAGGUCCCUGUCCGUUGUGGCCUGUUGUUGUGCACUUAAGCCGAGGAGUUAUCCGUCCACCUCGCUUGAGAAGCAGAAAACGAGAACGAGGGCAAGCUGCUUGUCAAGGAAAAAGCAGGCCGUUUGAGGCGCAGACGACAGGAAGGUCAGCGGUAGAGCCAGCUCUUUCUUGGGAGGGGGCAGCAAGGAAACGGUGGUUGCUUUGCUGCCUACCCCUGAUCAUAUCAUAUCCUGCAAGUGGGGCAUUUAACAAUAACAACAACGGCGGCGGCGAAGGGGACGAAAACCUUUACUACGAGAGGGCUGCCUUUUUGCAGGCUGUAAUCCUAGCCACGGCGUUUCCUGGCUGAAGGCGAUGGGUUUGGGAUUGUUGGACUUUUUGGUGGAGGGGGCCUCGUUAGGCUUGACCGGCGUUUUAUGGGGUGUUGAGUGCUCAGGAACAUAUUGCUCAAGGCGGACAGACAGCUUCGGUCACGACAAGGGCGGUUGGCUGUGGUGAAUAAAGAGUGUUGUUGUCUUGUAUGGAAUGCAGUGGCAUACCGUGACUCCGUAACUUGAGUCCAAAGACUGUGGCGGUGCCCAAGAAGUAGAAAUCUUCAAGAAAUAUAGCCCUGCCUCCUCUCUGACCGACCCGCCAGAGAAAAGGUCGUCUCCCGAUGUUCGCACCGGGGGGAGGGGGGAGUUGAGAGGAAGAAAAAGGCCAGAAAGAGCGAGACAGAGACAGCGUGAGUCGACGAAGCACGAGGAACUCGCGCCUCGCAGGUCCGAUGCUAGCCCUUGUGAGUAGGACAACCUUUCCUGCAACG
Thermothielavioides terrestris NRRL 8126 is the source of this 2657-nucleotide messenger RNA. RefSeq lists its product as uncharacterized. Gene Ontology annotation, cellular component: nucleus. The record is from RefSeq and is a predicted model, not a curated record. Lineage: Eukaryota; Fungi; Ascomycota; Sordariomycetes; Sordariales; Chaetomiaceae. Gene Ontology annotation, molecular function: chromatin DNA binding. The coding region runs from base 115 to 1725 and encodes 536 amino acids. The transcript is spliced from 2 exons.